AUUAAAAAAAAAAAAGAAAAAGAAUAUCAAUGAGUAUAAGUAUAGUAGCAUAUGUCACCUCCAUUCUUGCAUCAGUGGAACAAUUUCAAUUAGAACCUUGACACAGUUGUCAUCAUAAUAAUCAUAUUCACAUUCUUUGUUCACUCUCGAAAAGAAACGAAUCAACCAUGGCUUCUCGUUUAGAUCUCGACGGUAACCCAAUCAAACCAUUAACAAUCUGCAUGAUAGGUGCCGGUGGUUUCAUCGGUUCUCAUCUUUGCGAGAAACUCUUGUCUGAAACCCCUCACAAAGUUCUCGCUUUAGAUGUUUACAACGACAAAAUCAAACACCUUUUGGAACCUGAAACCCUUCCUUGGAAUGGUCGAAUUUACUUUCACCGUCUUAAUAUUAAAAAUGAUUCUAGACUUGAAGGUCUCAUCAAGAUGGCAGAUCUGACUAUAAAUCUGGCUGCAAUUUGUACUCCUGCUGAUUACAACACGCGUCCUCUUGACACAAUUUAUAGCAAUUUCAUUGAUGCGCUUCCUGUGGUGAAGUACUGUUCUGAAAAUAAUAAGAGGCUUAUUCAUUUCUCUACUUGUGAAGUGUAUGGGAAAACGAUUGGUAGUUUUCUUCCAAAAGAUAGUCCUCUUCGUCAGGAUCCUGCAUACUAUGUGCUUAAAGAAGAUGUGUCUCCAUGCAUUUUCGGUUCAAUCGAAAAACAAAGAUGGUCGUAUGCAUGUGCAAAGCAGUUGAUUGAGAGGCUGGUUUAUGCUGAGGGUGCUGAAAAUGGCUUGGAGUUUACAAUUGUGAGGCCAUUUAAUUGGAUUGGACCCAGAAUGGAUUUCAUUCCCGGUAUUGACGGUCCAAGUGAGGGUGUUCCACGUGUUCUUGCAUGCUUCAGCAAUAAUCUUCUCAGAGGAGAACCCCUCAAGCUUGUGGAUGGUGGCGAAUCCCAGAGAACCUUUGUUUACAUCAAAGAUGCCAUUGAAGCUGUCUUAUUGAUGAUUGAAAACCCUGCCAGAGCCAAUGGCCACAUCUUUAAUGUUGGUAACCCAAACAAUGAGGUUACAGUUAGGCAGCUCGCCGAAAUGAUGAUCCAGGUCUAUGCGAAGGUAAGUGGAGAUCCAACUAUUGAGACACCUACAGUUGAUGUGAGCUCCAAAGAAUUUUAUGGUGAGGGAUAUGAUGACAGUGACAAAAGAAUUCCGGACAUGACCAUAAUAAACAAGCAGCUUGGAUGGAAUCCUAAGACAUCCCUUUGGGACCUGCUUGAAUCGACACUUACCUACCAGCACAGGACAUACGCGGAAGCCAUUAAGUCAGUCACUGCAAAACCCGUUGCAAGUUAAGGUUUAAAUAGCGGCGAUAAUGUGAGAAGGGUAUUCUUUGCCCAAGUACCUUACAUAUAUAUUUUAAUGUUUGAAUUUUACAUAUAUGGUAAAUUUAAUCCUUUUGGUAUCAGUAGCCUAUAGGCAGACGCAAUAACCUUGUUCCUGGAGAAGUAGGAAAAUUAUCUGUGGGGCAAUCUGUGGUUUAUGUAAUUUUAAUUAAUGUAGAGCUUUGCACUUUGCACUGCCAAACAUGUUGAGGCAUUUCAUUUCAUAUAUACGGGGAAACUAUGUUUUUCUCCCUUUUUUGUUUGUUUGUCUUUAGUGUGUGUUUUAGAGGCCUAUUGUCAUUGCCGUGUUUGUCUUUCCAGGUCAGUUGUAAGUUGUAAUAUUCUGUUUGACACUCAAUAGUCAUGUGUUCUAAAUUAUUUGUCAUUAAUUUAUUGCAUGGAUUAUUUUCCUUGCCUCA
This is a messenger RNA of Cicer arietinum (chickpea), 1776 nucleotides long. RefSeq names its product UDP-D-apiose/UDP-D-xylose synthase 2. Lineage: Eukaryota; Viridiplantae; Streptophyta; Magnoliopsida; Fabales; Fabaceae. The record is from RefSeq and is a predicted model, not a curated record. Gene Ontology annotation, molecular function: carboxy-lyase activity.